Molecule: messenger RNA, 901 nt
Organism: Arachis duranensis
Lineage: Eukaryota; Viridiplantae; Streptophyta; Magnoliopsida; Fabales; Fabaceae
Exons: 3
Coding region: 112-639 (175 amino acids)
Source: RefSeq, a predicted model, not a curated record
UGAAUAAGAACCAGCGGAUAAAAAAGUAGUGGCUGAGAUUGAGAUAAGCAUGAAUAGAAGCAUAGAGGCUUUUAACAUUGUGUGGAUGAGGUGUGGUUAGAGAGAGAGGUGAUGGCAGCUUCAGGUGUAUGGAAGCCAUCAGUGGUAAGAAGUGGGAGAGAAGAAGUGUAUGUAGCAGCAAUGCCUCUGAAGACCACAAAGGGACCACCCCAGCUCCUCAUGUCUGCUGCUUACUCUCUCAAUUUCUGGAAUUUCCACCAUUUCAUGGUCAUCAUCAACAACAAACCCUUGAACAGAACAGACCCCUGCUCUUUUCAGCUUUUGGUUUAUGAUUUCCAACCAAAAGACCCUGAAGAUCCAUAUGCGGCACUAGCAGUUCUAUCUGGUAGAUCAGUGCCAGGAGCUGUCCUGAUGAGGAAGCUGAAAAAAUUGCCAAGAAGCAAAUGUUGGCUGGUUGGAUAUUCAAAAGAAGAUGCUGAAAAAGUAGCAACUGAAUUCAACAAAACAUGGGAAACAAGUUUGAGAGUUGGUGUUAAUGAUUGCCGUCACUAUACCAACGGUUUAGUAACGCAACUGACCGGGGAAAAAGAUGUGCUAAAACGUUUGAAGAACAUGCGUCACUUAAAUUGGCACGGUUGAAGAGGUGCAUCACUUGGGCUUCGGUGUACUAAUUAGCAUGUGCUUUGAAGUUUGAAAACUCAAAAGUCUGAAAAGAAUGAAGCUGAUGGCGCUUGCCAUAAUUAAUAUCUUGGGAAUGUCACUAAUUAAGUUCAGUCAUGGUACACUACCUAUCUAUUUUGGAAAAUUUAGGAACUUCAAUUAAGUUUCAAAGCCAUGACGUAUACAAUGAGAAGAUAAGUGCGGAAGAAAUUAAGAAUAUUAUAUUAUUCACUGUGUCCUA